Molecule: messenger RNA, 2005 nt
Organism: Mercurialis annua (annual mercury)
Lineage: Eukaryota; Viridiplantae; Streptophyta; Magnoliopsida; Malpighiales; Euphorbiaceae
Product: stemmadenine O-acetyltransferase-like
Exons: 3
Coding region: 1-1791 (596 amino acids)
Source: RefSeq, a predicted model, not a curated record
AUGAAAAUUAAGGACGUCGGAUUAGAGUCUAGUAGUCACAUUAUUAUCCAUUGCACAUUCGCAUGGCGAUUUUGGUCCUUAAUUCUUCAUAACAGUAAUGUCCGGUGGGUUUCUUCUUUGUCGACAGCAGAUUUUUUCGUUCAAUGGGUUUCUUUAUCUUCAGGCAAAUUUCGUGACCUUUGGAAGCUUAUUUGGUAUUUUGGUGCAUGGAAUCUUUGGAAAGUGAGGAACAAGCGAGUUUUUCAACAUGAGGAAACUGAGAUUUAUUCUUUACUGUUUUCUACUACUUGCAGAGCUGUAGAAUUUUACAAAUUUCAGCAUCAUGAUUUUCCUUAUUCGGAAAAUGACCCCUUCAACAUCAAAGUUAUCAAAUUUGCUACAGUUAAAAAGAAAAAAAUAAUCUUCUUCCCGGAAAAGAUUGUCAAAAAAAUGCAAGUUGAUAUCAUAUCAAGAGAACUCAUUAAACCAUCUUCACCAAUUAUUCUUCAAACUAAAAAACCUUUUAAAUUUGCCCUUUUCAAUCAGCUUACUCCAAUAACUUACACGCCAUUCAUCUUCUUCUAUCCCACCACGUCGUCGUCAUCACCUAAUAAUGUAGCUCAAACCCUAGUUCACCUCAAGGAAACUCUCUCACAAACCCUAGAUUUGUACUAUCCUUUUUCAGGAAGAGUAGUUGAUAAUUCCCAUAUUGAUCAUUUCGAUGAAGGUAUUCCUUUAAUUAUAGCUAGAAUUAAUGGGUUGGUACUGUCUGAGUUUCUUAAAAACCCUAGACUUGAGUUGAUGAACGAGUUCGUUCCGUUCAAACCUUACACUAAAGUUACAGAUAUGGGCGUUCCACAAAUGGGAUUUCAAGUGAGCGUGUUUUCUUGUGGUGGGAUUGCUAUAGGUUGCUCUGCUUCGCAUAAACUCAUUGAUGCACCUACUGGUGCUGCUUUUCUCCAUGCAUGGUCUACUCUAACUCGUACUGGUUCACUCAGUAGUGUUGUAAAACCUAAUUGUGACGAGGCAUCCGUGUAUUUUCCACCAAAAAAUCCAUUUCCUCAGGAACAUUUAGCACUAAUGGAGACAUUAUGGUUUACAGAAGGUAAUUACGUUUCGAAACGAUUCGUUUUCAAUGCUAACGCGAUUGCUACGCUUCGUAUUAAAGCAAGAGGAGAAGGAAACGAGAAGAAAAGGCCGCCAUCGCGAAUCGAAGCUUUAUCAUGCUUUAUAUGGAAAUGUUGCAUGACUGUGUCGUCUAAGGCAAUUUCAGGCGCACCAAAGCUUUCUGUUUUGGUGGAAGCAGUGAAUCUUCGGACAAGAACAAAGCCACCCAUGUCGAAUGUUUCGAUAGGCGAUAUAUUUUGGUGGGCGACCGCCAUGGCUGACCCGUCUUUUCUUGAAAAAGAAUUGCAUGACUUAGCAGCAUUACUUGAUGAAUCUAUUGGUUUAUAUGACGAUAGAGAAUAUAUGGAUUCUCUACAAGGUGACGACGGAUUCGAAACGAUGGCCGAGUAUUGUAAUCAGCUACAAGAGUUGAUUUCCGUAGAAAAACCGGAUAUUUUCGCGUUUACGAGCUGGUGUCAUCUUGGAAUUAAUAAGAUGGAUUUCGGAUUUGGUAAUCCAUUUUGGUUUGGAAUUUUAGGGAAAGUUGGACCUGCAUUUAGAAACCUUACUGUAUUUACUGAAGCAAGAGACGGCAAAGGGAUUGAAGCAUGGAUCACUCUAGAUGAAGAGAGAAUGACCAAAUUGGAACGUGAUCCUGAGUUUUUAGCUUAUGCUUGCCCUAAUCCUACAAUUUCAAGUAUGUGAGUAAUGGUACUCAUGUUGUAGCACCCUAGUAGACACACAAACCUGAAUAAUGAAAUAUUCAUUAUUCUGUUCCAGUUUGAAUUGUGCAAAUUAGGCUAUAUUUAGGCACAAUUUGAUGAAAAACGAGCGGGUAACUAAAAAAUAUACUUGUUUUAGUCCACUGCUUUUCAUUUUUAUGCUUCAAAUGAAAAUUUGUCAUUUAACGCUUUUCCAA